Molecule: messenger RNA, 3351 nt
Organism: Pochonia chlamydosporia 170
Lineage: Eukaryota; Fungi; Ascomycota; Sordariomycetes; Hypocreales; Clavicipitaceae
Product: ankyrin repeats (3 copies) domain-containing protein
Exons: 1
Coding region: 1-3351 (1116 amino acids)
Molecular function (GO): protein binding
Source: RefSeq, a predicted model, not a curated record
AUGGCGAUGGAACAGACCCCCAUAGACGGACCCUGGUCAGACCCAGCGGCGAUACCAACGCAAAAAGACUAUAUUCUCCAGACCUCACCUACCUUGGAAGCCGAAUACGUAAUCAACCACGCCAUUAGAGAAAAAUCUUAUGCACAAAUGGCUUCCGUGCUUAAAGAGAACCCCGAAGCACUCCGACUUCAUCACUUCACUUUGGCGGCAAAAUUAUCUCCAGCAACUGGCAUUUCCGAGCUCGUCAGAAAUAUUGUCCAAGAGUCGAUUAAAUAUCAAGGCGGCAAUAAUCAAGGAUUAACCGACGAGUUGAACGUUAUGCAGCUCAUUGCUGAAGAAUGGACGACGUGGGGAGGUGUCGACCAAGACGGAAAGAAUGUUCUGAACCUGACGAUCGAGAACGGCGACGAGGAAGCAACCGUAAUGUUUCUCCUGAUUCCCGACAUCAAUAUCGGCGAUUUCAAAGGGGAGGAUCCUUCUCUGCUCAUAAUGGCCAUAAAAAACCAAAGGCUCAAAGUCGUCCAAAGGCUUCUCCAACUCGAUGCGAACCCUUCAGCCAGGGAGGUAGACAACCCAAGGUUCACGCCCCUGAUGUAUGCGUGUCUCACAGGAAACUUGGAUCUCGUUAGGCUGCUUCUAGACGGAGGAGCUAGCUUUAUCGAAGAACUUGAUUGUUUUGAGCGUUACGACGAUCAAGGAACACUGAGUUAUGCUGUAAAGGGGGGAAAUGAUGAGAUUGUUCUGGAGCUGCUGAAACGGCCAAGUUUCCGAAGCAAGUUGGCGUCAGCCAACUUUAUAUGGUACCACAUCGCCAAGGAAGUGGCAUCUGGUAAAUUAAAGAAGGAAACUAUGGAAACGCUUCUCGAAAGCGUCAGGGAUGUAAACGAGGACCUGUGCGGAAAGGAGCACUGGUGGGCCACCUGGCUGGAAUUCGCUGCCCGGUUUAACAACGUGGAUCUGACCAACAUCCUGCUGCGUAAGGGAGCUGAUGUCAACAAAUAUUCGAGAUAUUCUUGUAAAAGGGUCCCGUUGACUUGGGCUGCCGAGAGCCGUCGGGGUCAGGAUGUGUUCCGUAUUCUAUUAGACGAAGAUGCGAACAUCGAUACGGGAGAUGCCGAAACUCUGGCCGCGGUGGCUGACAGAGCGGUAGAGCUCGAAUAUGCCAAGAUUGUAGGCUCUGCGAAACUCGACAGUCUGGUCAACACUUCCACAGAGAGGCCGAUUAUACGGGAGGACCACUCGGCUUCUCGUAGCUUAUGUGGGUGGCUCAAAGCUGGCAUCCGAAGCGUUAUCUCGUCCGUAUCGGAAAGCCAGCCGGAGGUCCGGAGUGGUCAUUUGGCAGAACAGCCUCCACGGGAAUUGCUUCUCCGAAAAGUCGAUGUCCUUGUUCAGAGGAGGGAUCGGGACAGACCUCCACUUGAGGCCUUCGUUAAAAAUGCGCUUACCGCGGACUGGCUGUCAAAAAGGGGCUACUACCAAAACCAGGCAGUGAAAGAUGAAGCGCUAGUUAACGCCUGUCAGACAGGAAACUAUCCUCUUGUCAGGAUGCUGGUUGGACUCCGGGCCAAUGUUAGGGAGACGUACGCCUACAACAAGUCAUGCCUGGACCAUACCAAAAGGUCUGACAUUGGGAGAUUUCUCAUGAGCAGUGGUGCUGGCUGGACUGGCUGGAGCCUCAAUCAUGCCGUGGAUAACCUGCUAGGUGGAGAUUUGGAACUAUUGCGAGAAUUGCUUUGCGGGAAGCACGGGGAGAAGAAAUUUCGGCCCAAGUCGAACAGUCGGGAUAUGUGUCAGGUGUUUCACGGCCUUUCAUACGGUAUACGGUGUCGACGGGAGGACGUGAUUCGAUUCUUUUUGGAUCUCCUGCAUAGCGGCGGCACAACGCAUAUGAAGGAUGAACGGUAUCAACGUUGGCAAUCAUAUCUCCAGAGGACAUUGCUGUACGAUUUGGAUGAGUAUUAUAACGUAAAGAUCCUGAAAAUGCUACUCAAGGAUAGGAGAUUUGUGGAGGUUAUGGGGAACGUGCCUCUGGCUUGGUGUGUGUUUGCGAAUGGAGAUAUGGAGUUUGCAAAGGAGCUAUACAACCAAAGUCGAAGUCCUCACAGUCUUAUAUCUCACCCUCACGAUGAUGUAACGCCGCUUCAAGCAGCUGUUGCUAGGGGGCACACAGAGAUGGUUGAGUGGCUACUUGAGUGUGGUGUUGAGGUUGCAGGUUCUUCACAACUGACUGUCUCAAGGCGGUUGAAGAAGCCGCCUUCCAUGAACAAUGUGCAGCAGAUUCAGACACGCAUGAAAGAUACUACGGGAAAGCCUGAAGGUUUGUCCCAGGGCACUUCUGAAGAAAUGUUUAAAAACACUGCUGAGGAAACCUCUGUGGAAAUCCCUCUCGAAGGCAUGCUAGAAGCAGCUGUCAAAAGCAACCUCAAACCCGAACUCAUUCAACUGUUGAUCAAUCACGGCGCAAAGAUCCCAGUCGACACUGCCAGCAUGUCGAUUGACGAGUUCAUCUUCACCAAAGCCGUCUUGUACGACAACAUGGGAGUUGCUCGGCAUAUCUUGGAAACCUACAAAGGCAUUCCACCUAUUAGCCUACCUGAAGACAUACCUCCUCUACACUACGCAUGUAAGGAGAAUUAUGCCCGGAUGGCUGCCUUGCUGCUCGAACAUGGGGCGGAUAUAAAUGAACAGUAUUGCGAGAAGCCACCUCUUCGCUUCGCAAUUAGCCAAAAAAAUACUGCCAUAGCUACCAUUCUUCUCAAUCAUGGAGCCGAUAAAAACGGAACAAACUGCACGCCACCACUACACGACGCGAUUAGCAUGAACGAUGACUACAUGGUCGCUCUGCUCCUCGACUACGGCGCCGAUAUCAACCAACCGCAUGGCUUGCCACCUCUGCACUACGCAAUCAAAAAGGGAUUGUCUAUUAUUACCAAUCUACUGCUUAAACGAGGGGCUAUCGUGAGCCAACAGAAUGGCAUGUCACCUCUGCACUAUGCAGUCGAGAAUCAUGAGCUUUGGACGGCUGAGUGUCUCCUUGACCAUGGCGCCGAUGUAAACGCGCUGUAUGGCGAAGGGAAACGUACACCGCUGCAUGUAGCUGCUCGCAAAGCAGCAGAACUGACGCUCCCGUGGACUUAUGAGAACAUGGUAACUUUACUGCUUGAUUGUGGCGCGGAUCCCAACAUUAAGGACAAGAAUGGUCGUCGAGCACUGGAUUACUUUGAGCCUGGAAAGCGGGAAAAGAAUGAUAUUGCGAAGCUUAUAAUGAAAAGAAUGGGGUUGAAGGAAGCUGCUGAACAUGGGACAGCUGAUAUGGAGGAGUUCGACGUGGACAUGACUGUAGAGGACUGA